AUUUUAAACUUACUUAUGCUUAAAAUACAAGAGUAAACACCAAGAGUCUUAGUAUUUCUUUUAUAUAAACAGUUAAAAAAGUUUUACAAGCAAUGGCAAAUGUAGUUCCUGGUGAAGAUGCACAGCUAUCUUUUCCAUUACCUCCGUUGCAUUUCUACCAACAUUACACUAACGAAAAUGUAAAAAAUGAUUUGGCACCUAAACCUCCAAAAGUUGUUGUUGGAGAAUAUUCCAUGUAUGGGCAUAUAUUUAAGACAGAUGAUCAGAUAAUACAGCCACUUGAGUCUCAAGGAAUAAUGCGGCUUUAUUCAAAAGAAGAAGAUUUUGAUCAUAUUGUGGAAAUGAAAAAGCUUAACCACUCCAUACUGGUGAAUUAUCUUGAACUUGUUGACAUAAUGAUUUAUGCUCCAGCAUCACCAGAACGGCAAAAAAAAAUUGAAGAAAUUAAAGUCUUGUUUAUCAAUCUUCAUCAUCUCAUCAAUGAAUUUCGUCCUCAUCAAGCUCGUGAAACACUUCGUGUUUUGUUACAUAGGCAAAAGCAGCAGACUUUAGAAACUGCUGACCGAUUACGAAGGGUGUAUCAAAAAGAUCAACAGAAAAAAAUAUUUCGUAGCCAAGAACUGAUGGCUGAAAAAUUUGAAAAAACUGAUUUUUUCGAAAAUAAAUGUCUGUUACAUCAAUGUUGGAUUAAUAUAAACAUAGAAAAAGCACGUUCAUUGUUGGCCGCUGCUGGUAAUUUGCUUCAACAGCCUGUUGUUAAGAAUGAAUUGCAGUCGAUUGAGGAUAGUGAUCCUACUCUAUCUGCAGAAGAAAAGUUAAAAGAUUUGUAUUCAUUAAGAGAAAAGUUGAUGUGCGACUUACUUGAUGAUAUUUCGUAGUUCAUUAAAAGGACUUUAUAACUUCUAAAAACAAGAUUGGUAGUUUUUAAAGGGGUCUAGAUUCUAGAUGGAUAAUUUAUACUGAUGGAUAAUUUAUACUGACAUUUAAGAAGCUAGAUUGUUGGUUUAAUUUGACGUGCUAGAUAAUUGAAAUUUAAUUUAUCUGGAAAAUUGUCUUAUAAACAAUUUGUUCAUCAUAAUAUUUAUUAAAAUAUUUCGUAGAAGAUUUCAUUCAGUGAAAAAGAUGUUGCUUAAAAAUCCGUUAAACAAUGCAUCAGAUAAAUUUUUUAUUUUAUAAUACUGUAAAACAUUAAUGCAUUAAAUUCUUUCAUUUUUCAA
Molecule: messenger RNA, 1217 nt
Organism: Hydra vulgaris (swiftwater hydra)
Lineage: Eukaryota; Metazoa; Cnidaria; Hydrozoa; Anthoathecata; Hydridae
Source: RefSeq, a predicted model, not a curated record